ACCAGGCUUCUGUCAAAUACGUGUAACGUCUGUUCGGAAGUAAAAGAGGGGAUAGAAACUGCUAACAAGUGCGUUUCUCUCUGCAGACAUUUUCACUUGUCAUAGCACGCAAAUGUCAAAAUAUAAUUCCACUACAUUAUUAGAAUUAGUACUUGUGUCCUACCACUGUGAGCCUGUAUGCACUGGGAACAAGUAAAUAAAUUAGUUUGAGAAGUCGUGCUUGGAUCCUCAUAAGUGGCAACCUAAGAGAAAUGGUGCACAUCUACCGUAUUACGUCACAUCCCUAUGCCUCACACCAAUUCUUUCCCCCUCACCUGUUCUAGUGAACCCCUGGUAUGCCUGUUCCCAGCAUUAUUUAAACACAACCUGCUCUCCUUCGUCUAUCUGGUCCACUCGGUUCUUCCUCGGCCCGCUGUGCGUCGUCUCCUUGAAUGCCUCACCCAGGACCCUCGUCCGAGCCCCUGGGUCAUCGCUCUGGUUAGACAGCUGGAGAGAGCCACUGGGACCCACGACGACCCCCCUCUGUACACUCCACUGUGCAGCCAGAGACUCGAGGAGCUGUCCCAGCGUUUGGUUGGUUUUGGUGAGACCGGAGGAUGGGCCGCCUGCCUCAGCGGUCCAACGGUAGAAUCUGAUUCUCAAAAUGCGUCUGGUUCAUCAGUGCUGAGGACACAAUGGAAAAGAAAGGGCCGCUUUGUCACUCUGGACUCAGAUUGUGAGGAAACGGGACAGCGGAGUAAAAGGAUGAAGAUGGAUGUCUCUGGUGGUGAAUGUUGCGAUGUUGAUGAAUGGAGCACAAAAGAGGAGACAUCGGGAAGGUCGGAAAGUGCUGCUCGAGCAGAAACGCUUGGUGAAGAACUGCAGCCAGCACCAGACGGUCCAUGUGACGCUCUGCCUGAACAUAUAAAGGUCUCUGUUCUUCAAAUAAAAGAAUUACUGGAAAAUCAGACAGAGUGGGACCAGAUCUCAAUGGAGGUGUUCAAAGUAUUAAACGACUGUGACCCCGGCCAAGUGGAGGUGUUCUGCAGCAUGCUGAGUUUUCCUGACUUGCCGGAGCAAACUCUGCCUAACCUGUGCAGCAGUAUUUUGACUCCUGCUCUUGACUUCAGCUACAGCACGGCAGCAACACUCAUCAGGAGCCUCCUGCUGCAGAAGGUCCUCUCCCUGUCGGAACCGGCCUCCAGAUGUUUAGUCACUGCAGUGACGUCGCUGUGUAGCCGCUAUCCCAGACCAGCGUGCCACGCUCUGAUCGGACCAGUUCUAGAGGAAAAGAACAUGGGGAACUCGCAGGCUGAGCUGCUGAACAGACUGAUAGAAGGCUGUCUGGAUUCCCAUUACAGACUGCUGGUGCUUCAAAUGACAUUCAAAAUAUCUUGGGGUGAGGCUGUGCUCUCCGUUAUCCACAGCGUGCUGGACUCUAAGCCUGACUUCAGUGAAGAACUGUUCACACAGUUCAGCGAACAGCUCCUCAGCCAGGGUCCUCAGUUCACCAAGUCUGUGAAGUUUGCAAAAAUGAUGCUAACGGUCCUCACCAAAUAUAACCGUCAUGUGACGGCUGCUCACAAACACUCCCUGCAAGGUUGCCUGAUGGUAAAUGAGACCUUCCUGAAAAAGUCUCUGCAAGCUGCUUUGAAAAGAAUCACACCCGCGUGAAUUUUCUUCCGUCGUAAUGCACGUUAAUAAAACUGUUUGAAUACGUUCUUGUCCAUCUCUUGGCAAUAUUUACUUGAAAGUGACGCACCUCAUUCCACCAGGUUGACACAGAAAAAUAUCACAUUUUUUGAGCGCAACAGUGACUGGUUUGCCUCUAGAUUCAGAUUUGACUUACAAAAUGUGAUCUUGUAAAAUAAGAUGCAGUAUUAUAUAUUAUGCUGUGAUUAGAAUUAUCUUCACCUCGACCAUCUUCAACACUAAUCUCCUGGUUGUAUGUUAAGGCAUCUGUAUUAUGUAAUAAUACAACACUGUUGAAGGCUAUUCUGCUGCAUGAAUACUUUUAAUUUUAGUACUUGAAGUAAACUGGUUUGCUUCUGUAGGAUUUUUAAUACAGGACUCUACCUUGAAAUUAAGUGUUUUUAUUUUGAGGUAUUUCUAGUUUUACUUUCUAACUUGUUCAUGUGUUUAUUUGUCUUUUUUGUAUUAACAUUUUUUUUAAAUAAAUGAAUCCCAUGAAAAUCAAUGCCCACAACCAAACUUAAACAUACACACACAACGGGGGGGAAUUCAAGUAACUGAGAAAAGUUAAUCUUAACCACGUGCCAAAGACACAAAAGAAAUGGGAGUAAACUGCCAAAGCAGUCAAAUUGAGUCCAGGUAUUGCAAAAAGGGACCCCAAGAUUCUUCCCAUUCCUUUUCAUGCUUAUAUUUCAAGUAGAUUAGACUGCUGUAAUGCUCACUUCACAGAUAUUCAAAAACAAUCUAUUGAAAAGCUAUUAAUUCUGAAUUCAGCUGCCAGGUUUGAACAAGAAAGAGCGCAUUGCACCAGUUUGAACCUUCACUGGCUCCCAGUGUCCUAUUGGAUUGAUUUUAACAUUCUUAUGUUUGUUUACGAGGAUCCCUGUGGUUUGGGAAGCGCCUACAUUACUAAUUCUUUGUUUUAUAAUCAUUUGCAUCCUCUUAGAUCUUUUAAAAUACAAACUAUCACAAAUAAAAUCACUAGCUCUGCCUUUUUUAACUCUUUACCAUGGAAUU
Molecule: messenger RNA, 2688 nt
Organism: Anarrhichthys ocellatus (wolf-eel)
Lineage: Eukaryota; Metazoa; Chordata; Actinopteri; Perciformes; Anarhichadidae
Gene: fance
Product: FA complementation group E
Exons: 9
Coding region: 286-1653 (455 amino acids)
Biological process (GO): interstrand cross-link repair
Cellular component (GO): Fanconi anaemia nuclear complex
Source: RefSeq, a predicted model, not a curated record